Molecule: messenger RNA, 2815 nt
Organism: Corticium candelabrum
Lineage: Eukaryota; Metazoa; Porifera; Homoscleromorpha; Homosclerophorida; Plakinidae
Exons: 1
Coding region: 144-1766 (540 amino acids)
Source: RefSeq, a predicted model, not a curated record
CGCUUUUUCUGACAACCAUGAAGUAAAUUUUUAGAACAUUUGAUGAAUUUGACUGUGAUAUGAAGUUAUUAUAUGUACAGGAAAAUGACUUUGAUAUUGAGUUAUUAUGAAGUGAUAAAGAUGAUGGUUCAGGAGUUGAACAGAUGGAUGGAGUAGAAGAAGAAAUAACAAGUGGUCCUUUCAAAACAAUGGUGGAAUGGUUACUUUGGUACUUACUGUUAUGGCAACAUCAAUUUGGAGUGUCCGAUUCUGCCAUAAACAAACUUCUUAGAUUCAUUGUUGUGUUCUUUGGCAUGCUGAGAAGAGUUUUGCCACAAGCAAAUUUGAUAUCACAUUUGCUUCCUACCUCUGUUCAACUAGCAAGGCAGAAGUUUCACAGUGACAAGUUUAUUAAAUACACUGUGUGUCCACGAUGUCAUUCGUUAUAUGACUUGGAAGAGUGCUUUAUCACUAUUGGUAACAGAAGAGCUCCUCGGCAAUGCACUUUUGUGGCAUAUCCCAAUCGUCCACAGCAAUACCAUAGAUGGCCUUGUUCUGCUGAAUUGCUUGAUACCAUCAUUCUGAAAGACGGUACAAAACGCUUUGUUCCAAAGAAAAUCUAUGCAUAUAACAGCAUCUCUAAUACUCUAAAGAAAUAUCUCUUGAGGCCUCAGUUUGAAGAACUCUGUGAAAGCUGGCGUCAUCGAAAUGUUCCACAAGGGUACUAUGCAGAUUUGUACGAUGGGAGAGUUUGGUCACAGUUUCAGGUAGUUGAUGGAUGUCCUUUUCUUUCCACACCUAGAAAUUAUGCUUUCAUGGUGAAUGUAGACUGGUUUCGACCAUACAAGCACACUCCAUCAACUAUUGGUGCAAUCUACUUGUCUCUGAUGAAUCUUCCAAGACAAUUACGCUACAAGAAAGAUAACAGUUUUCUUGUAGGACUCAUUCCUGGUCCCAAUGGGCCUUCUCUCACAAUUAACACCUACUUGAAGCCAUUGGUUGAUGAACUGAAACUAUUGUGGGAAACUGGUAUUUGCUGCAGAUCAUUCUCAUCUCCAUGGUUCUCCAAUAGAUACUAUUGUGGUUUACUUUGUGUGGCAUGUGAUAUUCCUGCUUCCCGGAAAGUAGGAGGAUUUCUAAGCCAUUCAGCUAGAUUGGGAUGCAAAAAGGGCUUGCAAAAUUUUUCUACCUUGGGAUCAUCUGCUCCAGAUACAUAUUCUCAUGGCACCUGUCCACUUCGAACUGAUGAUGAACAUCGACAAUUAGUGGAAGAAAUUAUGAAUGCGAAAACUAAACAAGAACAAGAAGCACUAGAAAGUCAAUCAGGACUACGAUACACUGAGCUACUUCGUCUACCUUACUAUAAACCCAUUGAAUUUCUGGUAAUAGACCCAAUGCAUAACUUGUUUUUGGGAACUGCCAAGACAAUGCUGAAAGAUAUUUGGCUGAGUGAUGAAAACGCAUUAAUUUCAAAACAAGACUUUGAAAAAAUACAACAUCGUGUUGAUGCAGUUAAACUUCCUUCAACAAUUGGUCGAAUUCCCUUAAAAAUAGCAUCAAGUUUUUCUGGAUUUACUGCUGACCAGUGGAAAACCUGGACCACCAUUCAUUCCCUAUAUGCAUUGAGAGAUAUCCUUCCAGCGGAACACAAUCACUGUUGGCUAAAGUUUGUCAAUGCCUGUCGCUUGCUAUGCUCAACAAUAAUCACGAUCAAUGAUAUCGAACAAAUUCAACAUUUUCUUGAAGAGUUUUGCCAAGAUAUUGUCAGACUGUACAAAAGCCUUUAACACCAAACAUGCAUUUGCACUACCACCUUUGCAAUUCCAUCAUAAGUUAUGGUCCGACAUAUUCUUUUUGGUUAUUCAGGUUUGGGAGACUCAAUGGCAUCCUUGGAGCAUACAAAACCAACAAUAAAUCAGCCGAAAUACAAAUAAUGAGAAAGUUUCUCUACUCAACUGCAGUAUGUGACUCUGACUUUCCACUGGAUUUUCGUGCAGAAAUGUUGCCAUUGUUGCGAGAGCUUUUAGAUCAAAGCUGUGCUGAUGUUGGAUCCAAUGCCAUUGCACAAAUAGAGUCAUCUUCACUUAUCAGUCUAUUAGAUCUCCAAACCUCCUAUGUGCAGAAUCCACAAACAGACAUAUCCAUUUGGUCAAAAACAAGCAAAAACUACCUAAGAAGGUCAACAUAUACAACUUCUGCAUUCUCACCCUCAGAACUGCAGUUUAUAAAAAAAAUAUGUACGCUAAAUUGCUAGGUCCAAUAUCACCAAACUGUGUCAUUCCUGAGGUGUACACAAUUGUGAAGUCUGUUGAAAUAGCAGGAGUAAAGAUUGGAUCAGCAAUUUCCCCACUCGACCGUUCGAGUUAUAUCACUGCCAAAUGGACUGGGCCAACAGGCGAAGUACAACUGGAAACACAAUGGCCAGGCAGAAUUGAUCAUUUUCUAGAACACAGCAUUUAUCGAAAUGGACAAUGGGAAGAGCAUUUAAUAGCCAAAAUUUCAUGGUUUCAGCCUCAUCCCAAUAAAAAUAAGUUUGUUGGUGUUGAAAUUUGGUGCGCUCACAGUCACGUUAUUCUUGGUCUUUCUACGUUCAUGCCCGUUCAACGCAUAAUAUCUCUAUUUACACCUGCCAAAGAAACCUCCAAUGGGGAUACUGUACUUUUUGUUCUACCACAUAGUCGUAGAUUGUUGUUUUAAUUACGUGUUCAUAUGCUUUGUUCAAACACAAACCAGAUCAUAGGCAAUAACAUUAAUGCUGUGUUAAGAAUUAAUAAGACUGUUGAAAGAGAUUAUACAAUGUAAUAAAAAUUCAUAAUGAUAUAUAUAUAAAUGAAAC